This is a messenger RNA of Hemisphaericaspora subhashii, 1713 nucleotides long. It is a transcript of the gene MDR1, whose product is annotated as Mdr1p. The transcript has a single exon. Lineage: Eukaryota; Fungi; Ascomycota; Pichiomycetes; Serinales; Debaryomycetaceae. Bases 1 to 1713 code for a protein of 570 amino acids. Gene Ontology annotation, biological process: xenobiotic detoxification by transmembrane export across the plasma membrane. The record is from RefSeq and is a predicted model, not a curated record. Gene Ontology annotation, molecular function: xenobiotic transmembrane transporter activity; fluconazole transmembrane transporter activity. Gene Ontology annotation, cellular component: membrane.
AUGAUUUACAGGUUUGUUAGAGACAGCUUCUUUGGAAGAUUGGCUUAUCAUCUUUCGCAACACAAACUAUUCUCAUACCCUGAAGAACAACCAGAUUAUAUAGUACCUGAAAAAUAUUUAGCAGAAACACUAAUUAAACCAAUAGCAUCUCCUAGGAAUGCGAACAACAACAACAACAGCAACGACAAGAAAGAAAAGACUGUCGAUCCAGAAGGAUUCGAUAAGGAAGAAGUUGAACAAGCUCAAUCAUCAGACGCUUCUGCUGCUUCUGAUGAAACUAAAACUGGUGAUGAUAAUAUCUUAACUACAUGGGACGGUGAUGAUGAUCCUGAAAACCCUCAAAACUGGCCCGUUUAUCAAAAAGCUCUCUUGAUUUUCCAAAUUUCAUUCUUAACUACAUCCGUGUAUAUAGGUUCGUCCAUAUAUACUCCUGGUAUUGAUCAAAUUAUGGAAGAGUUCCAUAUUGGUCCAACGGUUGCUACUUUGCCAUUAACUUUAUUCGUAUUGGGUUAUGCUAUUGGUCCAUUACUUUUUAGCCCAUUUUCAGAAAAUGCUGCAUUUGGUAGAACUUCAAUUUAUAUUCCUACAUUGUUUUUGUUUGUCAUUUUACAAAUCCCUAUUGCCUUAGUUGAUAACUUUGCUGGAUUAUGUGUCUUGAGAUUCUUGAGUGGGUUUUUUGCGUCUCCAUGUUUAGCUACUGGUGGUGCUAGUGUCAGUGAAGUCUUGAAACCAGCAUAUAUCCCUGUUGGUUUAGCUUGUUGGUCUCUUGGUUGUGUUUGUGGUCCUUCAUUCGGUCCAUUCUUUGGUGCACUCUUGACUGUGAAAGCAAGUUGGAGAUGGAUUUUUUGGUUUAUGUGUAUCUUGAGUGGAUUUUCAUUCAUUAUGCUAUUCUUUUCCUUACCUGAAACUUAUGGAAAGACUUUAUUAUACCGUAAAGCUAAAAGAUUGAGAGCUAUUACUGGUAAUGAGCGGAUUACUUCUGAAGGUGAAUUAGAAAACAAAGCUAUAACUACUCAUGAAAUAGUGAAGGAUACCUUAUGGAGACCAAUUGAAAUCUUCUUAAUGGAACCUGUCAUUUUAAUGAUUAAUAUUUACCUUGCCUUGGUCUACAGUAUCUUUUAUUUGUUCUUUGAAGUUUAUCCAAUUUUCUUUGUUGGCGCUCGUCAUUUCACAUUGAUUGAAUUAGGUUGUACUUAUUUCUCCACUGUUAUUGGUAUUGGCAUUUCUGCUGUUAUUUAUAUCAAAAUUAUCAGAAAGAUCUUCACUCAACGUAUUCUUGAUGGAAAGGGAGUUGAACCAGAAGUUUUCAUGCCGUUAGCUAUUGCUGGAGGUAUCUGUAUGCCAGUUGGUCUUUUUAUCUUUGGUUGGUCCGCUACUACCCAUACUCAUUGGAUUGGUCCCUUAAUUGGUGCUGCCAUUUUCUCUGCUGGUGGUUUCUUGAUUUUCCAAACUUUAUACAGUUUUCUUGCUGGUUCUUUCCAAUAUGUUGGUUCUAUCUUUGCUGGUAAUAACUUAUUUAGAAGCUCUGUUGCUGGUUGUUUCCCAUUAUUUGGUAGACCAUUAUAUAAUAAUUUGGCAACUAAAGAAUUCCCAGUUGGUUGGGGUUCGAGUGUUUUAGGAUUCAUUACUCUGGCAAUGGUGGCCAUACCAGUCUUGUUUUACUUGAAUGGUCCUAAGUUGAGAGCUAGAUCUAAGUAUGCUCUAGGUUCUUAA